GUCAGCUAAUCUGUGUCUGUGAUGCAGAAUGUUCAUGAAUCCAGCAGAGGCUAAAAACAAAAGUUAACCUUGUGUUUUAUUUUAGUCUUUUAAUGUGUUGAGAGAUGGAUCCGUCCCGGAGGAGCGAGAGUGACUGGCAGGGGCUGCUGAACGAGUUCCUGGUUUGUAAGCGUAAGCUGGAGAGUAAAAAAGAGGCUCUCCUGAUUCUGUCCAAAGAGUUGGACACCUGCCAGCAGGAGAGGGAUCAGUACCAGCUGAUGGCCAACCAGCUCCGUGAACGCCACCAGGCCCUGAAGAAGAAGUACAGAGAGCUCAUUGAUGGAGACCCGUCCCUGCCGCCUGAGAAAAGGAACCAAGUGAAUUUAGCUCAGCUGCUGACAGACUCCAGAGAAAAGAGCGGCCAUCUUUCCGAGGAGGUCCAGGAGCUCAAACAGAGGCUGGUGGAAGCUCAGGGGGAUAACAAGCUCCUCCGGAUGACCAUCACCAAGCAGAGGCUGGGGGACGAGGAGGUCGGCGCUCGACACUUUCCUGCACACGAGCGAGAAGAUCUGGUCCGACAGCUGGAGCGAGCGCGAGGACAGAACGAGGUGCUGGAGCACAGCGUGAAGGCGCUGACGGACGAGCUGCAGGACGUCCGAGCGGAGCGGGACGUGUUCCAGCAGAAGGCUCACCGGCUCAACGUGGAGAUGAACCACGUCCUCGGGAACGACGAGAUCCGCCUCCUGGACGUCGACGCGCUCUGCAUGGAGAACAGGUAUUUACACGAGCGGCUGGGUCAGUUUCAAGAAGAGGUGCAACUGCUCAAAAGUAACCUGGUGAAGUACAAGAGCGCCCUGGAGAGCAGGAAGAACUGUAAGAUCAGCGGCAGACCCAACAGCAGCGCUCUGACCGGAGUGCUCUCUGCUAAACAAGUGAAGGAACUGCUGCUGUCGGAGGAAAACGGCUGCAGUUUGCCCGUGACCCCUCAGUCCAUCUCAGACCUGAAGUCUCUGGCCACAGCUCUGCUGGAAACCAUCCACGAGAAGAACAUGGUGAUCCAGCACCAGCGGCAAAUCAACAAGAUUCUUGGAAACCGAGUGGCCGAGCUGGAGAAGAAGCUUAAAACUCUCGAGAUGUCUGGACUAUGGAGCCUUCCAGGCCUGACUUAUAAUGUGUCUCUGGGAGUGUUUGGAAGAGGGAAAGACAGCAUCAUCCUGAACACACACAGACCUGAAGAAGAGGAAACUCCUGGACAGGAAGGUGUAAGCGAUCCUGAAUGUGCACCUGAUGCUCAGCCGAACGCCACGGACCAAGUCAGCCGAACACCGGCUGAUCCUCAGACAGAAGCUCCGUCACCAUCCUGGCAGCCGAACGCCCCCCAGCAGCCGGCUGAGCCUCAGACAGACGCUGAAGAGCUGCGCCAGAGCGAGCAGUCGCAGAUCGGAACGGGUUUAUCAGCAGAAGACGAGCGUGUGAGGGACUCCACUCCGGACGCUGCACACCCGAACAGAGUCCACCCGUCCUCAGAGCUCUGCCACCCUUCAGAGAGCUCGGAGCCAAUCAGAGGAGGAGACGGGUCAGCAGGGUGCAGCGGGGGGCUGGAAACUACCGAGACAGAGUCUUUCAGAGAAGAUGACAGGAACGGCGUUUUACCUCCGACUGAAUCUGAAGCGCAGCAGGAGGCCGUCCCACCGAACCAGGAAGUCGACGUUUAAAAAGAGUCUGUUCAUGAAGAGUCGUCUCGUAGAGUUUAGAGGAACCGACAGAACCGCUCCGAUGUCUCCUGUAGCGUCAGUCAGUCGGAUGCUGCCUGCAGGACAUCCAGACAACACAUCAGCGACCAUGGCCUCCAGUUCACAGCUGUAACAUCUGCUGGGUUUCUCCCAUUUAUCAAAGAUUGAGAGAAGGAUCUGCGCUGGUGGAACGUGGGGUGUAAGAGCUUCGGUCAGAUUCACUCAAAAAUACGUUUGGAGACGCAACAUCGAAGAAGAGUGGUUGUUUUACAGUAUUUAACGAAACCUGCUGCUCGUUUUGGAUUCACCACGUGGACGUUUGUUUCACGCAGGAACAAAAUCAGAGAAACGAAUUAACAAAAUGCAGUUUCUGCUGUUUAGUCAUUUAAAACGAGUGGAUUUAAUUGUACGUAUUGACCCAGAAGUCGUUAUUUAUCUGUACGGGAACAGAUUCAGCAAG
Messenger RNA from Nematolebias whitei (Rio pearlfish), 2172 nucleotides. Its product is annotated as coiled-coil domain-containing protein 149. The transcript has 13 exons. The coding region runs from base 105 to 1694 and encodes 529 amino acids. NCBI's taxonomy places the organism in Eukaryota, Metazoa, Chordata, Actinopteri, Cyprinodontiformes, Rivulidae. The record is from RefSeq and is a predicted model, not a curated record.